Molecule: messenger RNA, 2955 nt
Organism: Mitosporidium daphniae
Lineage: Eukaryota; Fungi; Microsporidia
Exons: 3
Coding region: 1-2955 (984 amino acids)
Biological process (GO): ubiquitin-dependent protein catabolic process
Cellular component (GO): cytoplasm
Molecular function (GO): ubiquitin protein ligase activity
Source: RefSeq, a predicted model, not a curated record
AUGGAUGCAGUUCCAAUCAUCUCUGCAAUUUCAUCUUCGUUUUCUGGCAUCUCUCAGGUCGAUUCCGAGUCGACACUAGACUUUGUAAAUGGGCCCGAGAACGAAGAUAAUAACGAUGACGAGCAUUCUGACGGAAACGUGGUUGGUGAGCUGAUCCCGUUUUCUCCGCUCGAUGGCUGCGAGCCAUUGGAACAAUCGAUUUUUACGACGACAUCGGCAAAUAAUAAUGUCUCCACUAAAAUCCUAUUUUCGCCGUCGGAACAGAAUUCCAAAAUUGUUGUGUUGAUGGAGAUGAGCGGAAACUGUUCCAUUGACCGCAAGUUAAUGAUGGCGCAGCGCAUCCCUUCUGUGGUUGGGAUCAUCCUAAUUGGACCGAUAUUACCUACGGAUCAAGAUAUCUUGCUCAAGGGCAUAAAGUCAAGACUGGUUGUCUUUUCAGUGGCAACGGGAAUCGGAGAAACGCUGCUUAGCCUGACCAAUUGGUAUAGACAGCAUAGAAUCCUUCCGGUCCCGCCUGGCGGCUUGCCAACGCUAAACAAUAGCUCGCCCACCAUGACGGCCAGCAACGUUACCUCGUUUGCUGCCGUUUCCGAUUCUGCCCCCGUUAACCAUUCCCAGGAUGAUGCUUGGCUGAGGGCAACUCUUGUCACAGGGCUAGAUGCAAGUAGAAAUUUGGGGGUGCUUGAAUUUGCGCUUUUGGUUGUCGUGGUGCUGUUGGCAGUUUCCUUCAUCACCUCCAUCGUUCUUCAUUUUUACUUUUUCCAUUCAAGGGGGCACCAGCAAGGCCAAGGUGGAAACACCGAGACCGGGUUCCAGCAACAACAGGUUCUUCCAGAAGCAUAUUUGCGAUAUCUUCCCAUCCGUGUAUACGGAGACUUGGAAAACGUGCAAAGCGGCUUGAGAAAAAGAUCUUCCACUCCAGACGAUGCAGUGUUUCUGAAUACACACAGCGGUGUGGAUGAUGGCAGUCAAUCCAGCGCGCCCAUCACGCUGGAGUCGCGCAUCCAAAAUACCUCGACUACCAUUAACAUUGUCGAUAUCAAUUCAAACAUCGAUAAUCCGAUCGAGAAUGGCCAACGCAUCAGGUCCACCUCUACUUCACGGUCUGGCACCACGUCUGCAGGCAACAACUCUGCAGCGACUGUGGCCUCGCCCGCACCGUCGGUACGAUCUACCUCAUCAUGGCUUAUGAAAACGAUAAGGAGCUCACUUUAUUACUUUUCUUCUGGAAAACCAACGUCUCCCAUAUUGUUCAACGACAUGUGUCCCAUUUGUAUUGAAGAUUUUUCAAUCAAAUCAAAAGUAAGGGAAUUGCCUUGCCAGCACAUCUUCCACCCAGAAUGCAUCGAUGCAUGGCUCGUUAAUAGAGCAUCAUCCUGUCCCAUGUGCAAAUUUGACUGCUAUAAUUCGCUAAAGCGUGCCUUGGAAGAAAAAGAGCUCAACGACAAUACUUGCACAGAGGAUCAAAAUGUCGAGCGCCUGGCCAACCGUUAUCAAGUCAAAAUCUUUUGCCCUGCUUUGCGUUGCCAAGCCAAAAAGCGGUCUUAUGAGGAAAAAGAUCACGAUCUUUUAUAUCAGUUUCUGAUUGUAAAAAAUAGCUCAAUCCCCAUUUCAGAGCUGAGAUCCGCAAUCAAAGACCGCUUUUCCUCUUUAUACGCCCCAGACAGGACCCCGGAUCAUUAUGACAUGUGCGAUGAAGAUGUGCUAUCUGAAGUCCUUGGCGACCAAAGCACAAUUCUCGUAAUCACCGACCAGACCGACCCGUGUGCGGGACCGGUUUCCAGCAAAAAACAGCGGAACUCGUAUUCUUCUGACGAGGCCGAAAUAGAAGACUUGAUUUCUAAAUUUAGCCCAAUCCAAUCGGACAGCGAUGCCCACGACCCAUUCCCACACCUUGGCGGUGCAUCCGUUAAUUUCCAUCAAGAGACUGAGGAUGAGGAGAUUGAGACAAUUGUGGCCCCCGCUCUUUCGUCAACAAGCUCCGCAGACAUGGAAGACGAGGAGGAGGAUGAUGAUGAUCUUGAAGAAGAAUCACUCUCCAUUACCGAGUCACUGGGCGAAAGCGACGAGGUAGAUUCAGCGCCGGAUGGUCCUCCUUUGAACAUGCCUGCCACAAAAAUAGCAGCGACGGCGAAUUUCAAGCAACAACACCCGAGUGAUGAAGAAAAAAAGCCCAAUCUCAUCAAACAGACACACACCAUUGUGGGCGAGGAAGCUAAAAAUAAGGCGGCAGUGGUCCAAAAAUAUGGACACCCCAAUGCCAAUCAUCACAAAAAGCAUUCUGAGAGCGAAUCUUCCGAAGAUGAUACCUCGGACACUGAUACUUCCGAAAGCGGAUCAUCUGAUGAUCAAAUACCGGGUGGAGCGUGUGCGCCAAAGAGCCAAAAUAAUGUUGCUACCAGGCCCCCAGCUCCAGCAAAAAGUGAUUCCGGAGAAUCUUCCUCUGAAGAAGAAAGCUCCUCCUCCUCCUCGUCAGAAGAUGAUGAUAAGCGGUUUAAAAACGUCAUUUUUUCUCAGCCCUUAUCAGCCAUUCCACAAAGACUAGAGGAUGCUUCAAAAAGAAACCAUCUGCCAUUAGAUUCACGGCCUUUGGCAACCAAACAGGAUCUCUCUUUUUCUUCUGACUCUUCAUCGGGGCAGGAGGAGGAUGGGCAUGGAGGAACACCGUCAAAAAGUAGGAUCGAAGACUGCUUUAAAAACGUACCUUCUCUCUCAUCAAUUUUUGUCGAGGAUCUCAACAAAAAAAGUGAUGAAAAGCUUACACCGCCCAUUGCCAUUACAAGCCCAAAACUGACCACCUCGCGAGUAUUGACCCAAUCGGCUGCACCUUCCGCGGCAUCAGCAUUGCCAAGUGUAGCAUCAAAUACCCCAGCCAUACCGGACGAGUCUGUGGCGGGAAGCAAGGCCAACGCCGCCUCGCGCAAUAGACGAGCAUCGAUUAGAAAAAGGAACUGA